CGAAGGUCACAUGACCAGAAAAUGGCGUCUGUCAUCGAGGAAAAGCUACUGUAAAGUUGCACAGGUGCUUUGAGUUUGCACUGAAUGUGUUAUAUUUGCAUGUAUGUUUGUCUAAACAAUCUCGAGAAUGGCGUUUAGAGGGAAGUUAAAUGUGAUAUAUGGUACAAUAUAUAACAGUGCAAUUCGGAAUUGGCGUCAGCCAAACUGCAAAUACAGCACAACGUGCACCGUUAAAAGUAAAAGUGACCUGAAAUCGAAAUAUGAUGUCAUUAUAGUUGGAGCAGGACAUAAUGGAUUGGUGUCAGCAGCCUACCUACAGGAGGCAGGACUCAGUGUGUGUGUUUUAGAGAGGAGACAUAUUAUAGGGGGCGCCGCUGUGACGGAAGAGAUAAUUCCUGGUUUCAAAUUUUCUCGGGCAUCAUAUGUCUUAAGUCUACUGAGACCAAAGAUAGUACAAGAUCUGGAACUUAAGAAGUAUGGACUGGAGGUAUAUCUUCGCGACCCCAGCUCAUACACACCCCUCCUGAAACCUGGGGGCAGGGACGGAAAAGCAAGGUCCCUCCUUCUUCACAGGGACAGCAAAAAGACAGCUGAGUCUAUUGCGCAGUUCUCUCAGAAAGAUGCAAAGAAUUGGUUUGAAUAUGAGAAACAACUAGAACACAUCGUGUCAGCUAUUGAGCCCCUGAUGGACACUGCCCCAGUCCACUUACCAAGUGUCAUGGCAAACAAUAUUCGAGAUCAACUCAAAAGUCUGCCUGCCAUAUUUACCCUUCUCAAGUCUUUCAAAUCCCUGGGAAAGGAGACUGAUGCCUUUUACGAACUGAUGACUGCACCAACUACAAAGAUUCUGGACAAAUGGUUUGAGUCUGAGCCUUUGAAGGCAACACUAGCCACAGACUCGGUCAUCGGAGCUAUGAUCAGUCCAAAGACACCGGGCAGUGGGUAUGUGCUUCUGCACCAUGUGAUGGGGGAGUUGGAGGGCGUAAAGGGGGCGUGGGGAAUUGUCAAAGGGGGCAUGGGGGCAGUGUCCCAAUCAAUCGCUAACUGUGCUGUGGAUAGAGGGGCCAGCAUCUUCACUGAGGCGCCCGUUCAGGAAAUUCUGACCAGUGACAAUUCUGUAAAGGGAGUGCUCUUACAAGAUGGAACAGCCAUUGAAGCCAAGGCUGUUCUAUCAAAUGCUACACCAAAAGUGACUUAUCUAGAUCUGUUACCAGAGGGUAAUCUCCCUGAGGAUUUGAUGACGGAGAUCAGGAACUUUGAUUACACAUCACCUGUGACAAAGAUCAAUGUUGCCUUAAAAGAACUACCAAACUUUGUGGCAGAUCCCAAUAUUAGAAAAAAUGAAGUCAUGCCACAUCAUCGAGCAACCAUUCAUCUCAACUGCGAGCAUUCUGAUCUUAUCCAUGAUGGCUUUUUGGAUGCUCAGGCAGGCAGGUUUUCUAGCAAGCCUAUGAUUGAGAUGGUGAUUCCCACAAGUCUUGACCCUACCAUGGCGCCCCCUGGCUGCCAUGUUUGCCUCUUGUUUACACAGUACACCCCUUACCAUUUGGCCGACGGUCAGGAGUGGGAUGACCAUAACAGGAACAAAUAUGCAGAUACUGUCUUUGAUGAUAUAGAAAGGUAUGCACCAGGGUUCAAGGCCAGUGUUGUGGGACGGGACAUCCUCACUCCACCAGAUCUCGAGAAAACAUUCAACCUAACUGGAGGAAAUAUCUUCCAUGGAACAAUGGGUUUAGAUCAACUGUACAUGUCCCGUCCAACCACCAGACUCAGCAACUACACAUCUCCUGUGAGGGGCCUUUAUCUGUGUGGAAGUGGAGCACAUCCAGGUGGCGGUGUUAUGGGAUCAGCUGGAAGGUUGGCUGCCAUGGCAACUUUGUCCCAUUUCAAAAAAAAGUAUGUCAAGCAGAACUCUAAAAAGUAGCGAUAGACCCAGCUCAACAUUUUAUUUGUAUUACUGAGAUCUGCAAAUGGAGAGGAGCUAUCAUUAAUUUGCCUGAACAUACUACAGUAUUGAUAUAUAGCUCUCAUGAUUGGCUGUGAUGUAGGCCUUGAGAUAUUUAGCCAGUAACCAAGAAAUCAUCUGAAAAUCAUUGAAAUCCAAGCUGCUGUUCAUAAUUGAUCCUAAAAUUAAAAUAAAACACUGGCUAUAUAUCAAGACGUAAUAAGACAAUCAAACAUCAAUACACAAGCCUGAUCAGCUCCAUGGAAUGUUGUGAUCAUUAGAAUUGUAUCAGAAAAUCAAUUUUUAGUUCAUUUCCUAUGAUCCUAGAAAUCCAUUUCAUGUACAUGUCUCUGAAUGAAAAGCUAGCAAAACUGUUAUUGAUAUGGAAGUAUUGACACUAAUGUGGCCAAUAUUUUUCCUUAUAUGUUGUAUUAGUAUCAUUUUUUUUUUAAAUGCACCAUUACAAAAGGUGCAUAACCAAUUGAUAAAGCUUGUACAAUCAAAAAUUUAUAGAAACUGUGAUAUUUACAUUACAAUCUAAUUGUUGAGUUUAAUUUAUUGUUAUGAUAACUAGAGUAUUUAUAGUUGAUACAGUUAUAAAUAAACCCAAGUCUGGUAAUAAGCCCUGCCAUUUUAAUGGCAGUUCUAUGAAAAUGCUAACACAUUCUCAACCUAUUUACAGUACAAUAUAACCUCAAUAUCUUCAUUUCAUCAGGUCUUAUUUCAGUUGUAUAAUACAAUAUUACCAAAACAGUUCAUUUUGAUACCUUUAUUGAAAUUUCCAAUACAUUUAUUUGAAAAUAUUAUAUACGAUGUAUAUACAUUACCAUGGUGUCAAAGAUUAACUAUUAAUAUGUAAUAUAAUUUUUUUCACCGUUUACCCUAACAUUUCAGGGCCAAACAACAGAUUUAUGUUAAGGUUACCCUAACAUUUUAGGGCCAAACAACAGAUUUAUGUUAAGGUUACCCUAAUAUUUCAGGGCCAAACAAUGGAUUUAUGUUAAGGUUACCCUAACAUUUUUGGGCCAAACAACAGAUUUAUGUAAAGGUUACCCUAAUAUUUCAGGGCCAAACAAUGGAUUUAUGUUAAGGUUACCCUAACAUUUUUGGGCCAAACAACAGAUUUAUGUAAAGGUUACCCUAACAUUUUUGGGCCAAACAACCGAUUUAUGUUAAGGUUACCCUAACAUUUUUAGGGCCAAACAACAGAUUUAUGUUAAGGUUACCCCAACAUUUUAGGGCCAAACAACAGAUUUAUGUUAAGGUUACCCCAACAUUUUAGGGCCAAACAACAGAUUUAUGUUAAGGUUACCCUAAUAUUUUAGGGCCAAACAACAGAUUUAUGUUAAGGUUACCCCAACAUUUUAGGGCCAAACAACAGAUUUAUGUUAAGGUUACCCUAAUAUUUUAGGGCCAAACAACAGAUUUAUGUUAAGGUUACCCUAACAUUUCAGGGCCAAACAACAGAUUGAUGUUAAGGUUACCUUUACAUUUUCAGGGC
Pecten maximus is the source of this 3446-nucleotide messenger RNA. Its product is annotated as pyridine nucleotide-disulfide oxidoreductase domain-containing protein 2-like. The transcript has 15 exons. Lineage: Eukaryota; Metazoa; Mollusca; Bivalvia; Pectinida; Pectinidae. The coding region runs from base 128 to 1924 and encodes 598 amino acids. Gene Ontology annotation, molecular function: oxidoreductase activity. The record is from RefSeq and is a predicted model, not a curated record.